Ruditapes philippinarum (Manila clam) is the source of this 764-nucleotide messenger RNA. RefSeq names its product TATA box-binding protein-associated factor RNA polymerase I subunit B-like. Lineage: Eukaryota; Metazoa; Mollusca; Bivalvia; Venerida; Veneridae. Gene Ontology annotation, molecular function: RNA polymerase I core promoter sequence-specific DNA binding. Gene Ontology annotation, biological process: nucleolar large rRNA transcription by RNA polymerase I; RNA polymerase I preinitiation complex assembly. Gene Ontology annotation, cellular component: RNA polymerase I core factor complex; RNA polymerase transcription factor SL1 complex. The record is from RefSeq and is a predicted model, not a curated record.
CACGUGAUCAUAAAAUGGUGGAUGGUAAAAAACGUGUUUCUCUUUAAAUUUGAAAAAAAAAGUCUUCAUAAGGGAAGGUAUUCAAAUAAAGUUUUGUAAUGACUGAAUGUACAGUGUGCGGAGGAAACAACUUUGAGGAACAUGAGGGACAUUUUUUCUGUACCCUUUGCAGUACCCAGUCUCAGGAUGUUCGUGUGAUUGUUGCUGAAGAGGAAAAUUUUGAAAAUUUCAGUAGAACUGGUCAAAUAAGAGAACCAACAACUCCAAGGCAAAACAAGAGGCAGGCCCCAAACGGUGAUUUUGGUCGUCCAUGGAGUGUGUAUGAGGCUUAUCAGAUUAUAAUUCUGCAUCAGGUUGAGGCACUUAUCAAACUUGGGGCGGACAAGAGUUUGAAGGAUGUUGUGUUUCAAAUUUGGGUGAAUUAUUUAUCAAAACUUCGAGUAGCGUUUUCUAAAGAGAAAGAUACAAAAGUAACAUACGAAAGACAGAGGGAAUUAUUUCGAGGCACAACAGAUAAACCAAAAAUCAAAAAUGUUUUUGCAAAAAGAAGUCUGCUGAAAUCACGGGGACUGUCAGCAAAAAAAGUUCGUCAACAAAUGGAAAAAGACCAGACCAUUGUAGCUCUCCAAAAUGAAGAGUUUUAUGAGGGAGAUAAUCCACUCAGUGAAAGUGGGGAAACACAGAGAGUAUCUAGGGGAGAUGAUUCAGACAGCAGUGAAGUGGAAUUGGAGGAGGAUGAAGAGGAAAAGUGGGGAAGAUAUCGG